CCGGCGGCAAUCAGGCCACCGCGGCAAGCAGCCCGGUGGUUCAUCGUUCGAUGAUAAUAGCGGUGUUGCCAGGUAUCUCGCUCAUCUCGCUCAGCUCGGCCAAUCGUGCCGCCAUUGAAUCCAAUCCUUGCUAUAGCUAUAGCUUCUACGGUUAUAGCAUCGAGCACUUCGGUGCCAGAAUGCCUUCUCAAUGCAAAAACCUCUCCUGAGAAUCCCCUAUACGGGCCCCUUGCCGCCGCCGACCAUCAUCCCGCGCAAUGCCAAUACCCUGAUCGGUGCAAUCGCUGCUCUCUCCAAUUUCCUCACGGCCCCGCCCUCUCCGUCCUUGCGCGAUUCGGCCGGGGAUCCUCACUCGACGGUCGUGUUAUCCGGGGCUGGCAUAUCAGUGGCAUCGGGAUUGGCAGAUUACAGAGGCACGAAUGGGACAUAUAGGCAAAACAAGUCGUAUCGACCGAUAUACUACCAUGAGUUCCUGGCCAACCAUGAGGCGCGGAAGAGGUAUUGGGCCCGAAGUUUUCUGGGCUGGCCAACUCUACACAAGGCUAAGCCGAACCAAACACAUUUCGCUAUCAAAAGUCUCGGUGAGCUGGGACUUGUGCGCAGCGUCGUUACGCAAAACGUCGAUUCUUUCCAUUCUAUCGCUCAUCCGGAAAUUCCAACCCUUGAACUUCACGGAUACCUUCGCGCCUUGAGGUGUGUGACUUGUCACAAUGACCUGCCUCGAGAGUCAUUCCAAGAUGCUCUCGCGAGACUGAACCCCGCCUGGGCUGCUUUCCUAGCUGAGGCAAUUGAGGCGGGCGCCCUGGACACAGAGAAUCCGGACGAGAGACGAGCAAAGGGCAUGAAAAUGAACCCGGACGGAGACGUUGAUCUUCCGGACGCCCCCUACACGACAUUUAGAUACCCGGCUUGUCCUCAUUGCUUGGCCAAUCCACCCAUAGCAGCCGAUGGCACGCGGACGAAAGUUGAGGUUGACCAUGAAGGGGCCUGGAAACCUACCAGCACAGCAGGUGUCCUGAAGCCUGCAGUAGUUAUGUUUGGAGAGAGCAUAGCGAGUAGCGUUAAGGAAGCCGCUGAGCAGGCAAUCGACGGAUCAGGGAGAUUGCUGGUGCUAGGAACCUCUCUUGCCACAUAUUCAGCUUGGAGACUUGCAAAGCGGGCCCACGAGAGAGGGAUGCCGAUUGCAAUAUUAAACCUUGGGGGUGCUAGAGGCGAGGAGGCAUUCUUCAGCAAUCUGCCUAUAGGUCAAAAGGGAGAAUCAGGAGUCCGAGUUGACAUGGGAACAGACAAAGUCCUUCCUGAACUUCUUGAUCACUUGAGGCGCAUCGGGUAUGCCCAGACACACAGUGGCAACGUUUCAAGAGCCAUAGACGAAGAACACAAGAACAGUAGAAUGUUCAAAGACAUGCUGUCCUAAUAUAGCGAGUUUGUUGUAUAGAUUUUUGAGAGAUGGCAUAGAAUUUACCCAGAAUAUAAUACCUGUUUUCCCAACGAAGCACC
Molecule: messenger RNA, 1500 nt
Organism: Amorphotheca resinae ATCC 22711
Lineage: Eukaryota; Fungi; Ascomycota; Leotiomycetes; Helotiales; Amorphothecaceae
Exons: 1
Coding region: 191-1417 (408 amino acids)
Molecular function (GO): NAD+ binding
Source: RefSeq, a predicted model, not a curated record